GUCGGGGUUGCCAGGUCAAAGGCACUGGACCUCUCCCCACACCCCCAGCCUGAGGCCAGGCGCCAGGUGUCGCCUGAAACCGGAUAGCCCGUUUGGGAGUGAAUCUGAGGUCAACCAAUCAAUGCUUCAGACCGACAAGCAAAUAUGCAUCCCGCCGGAGCUGCCGGAAUUGCUGAAGCAGUUCACCAAAGCCGCCAUCCGCACGCAGCCGCAGGACCUCAUCCAGUGGGCUGCCGAUUAUUUUGGGGCUAUGUCCCGUGGAGAGAUUCCUCCAGUGAGAGAGCGAUCUGAGCGAGUCCCUUUGUCGAACUGGGCAGAGCUGACACCUGAGCUGCUGAAGAUCCUGCAUUCUCGGGUUGCUGGCAGACUGAUCAUCCAUGUAGAUGAGCUGGCCCAGAUGUGGAAGGUGCUGAAUCUCCCAACAGAUCUGUUUAACAGCGUGAUGAAUGUGGGCCGCUUCACGGAGGAGAUCGAGUGGCUGAAGUUUUUAGCCCUCGCUUGCAGUUCUCUGGGAGUUACAAUUGCCAAAACUCUAAAGAUAGUGUGUGAGGUUUUAUCAUCUGACCAUGAUGGUGGAACUCCCCGGAUCCCUUUCAGCACCUUCCAGUUUCUCUACACAUAUAUUGCCGAAGUGGAUGGGGAGAUCUCUGCAUCACAUGUCAGCAGAAUGCUAAACUACAUUGAACAGGAAGUAAUUGGUCCUGAUGGUUUAAUCAAGGUGAAUGACUUUACCCAAAACCCCAGGGUUCGGCUGGAGUAAAAGCACAAUUUUGGCAAUUUUAAAGGAAGAUACAGAGAUGAUUGGACUUCAAAAUGACCGAACCCCAUACACCAUCCAAGGCCAAUUUUCUUGUACAACUGGUACACGCUAAUAAACAAUUAAGCACACAUGAAAUCAGAAA
Molecule: messenger RNA, 902 nt
Organism: Otolemur garnettii (small-eared galago)
Lineage: Eukaryota; Metazoa; Chordata; Mammalia; Primates; Galagidae
Gene: ROPN1
Product: rhophilin associated tail protein 1
Exons: 7
Coding region: 122-760 (212 amino acids)
Source: RefSeq, a predicted model, not a curated record